UAUUAAUAGUGUUUACGUAAGAAUAAGAUUCUACAUUCAUGCUAAUUCCUUUAGAAUGAGGUUUUUAUUAUAAACGGCUCCUUUAAGAUGAGUUGACAAUUGACAUCACACAAUUAUGCCUUAUAAAAUCUCAACACCAAAUUCAGGUAGCAGCACAAGGCAGUGAAGAUGGAGAAGCCAAAGAAGAAGCAAGUUCUUCUCUAUUAUUGUGUUGAAGCCGAAGAACUUGCUCGCAAAAUCGCCAAUCAAUCCGAUCACAUUCAGUUACAAUCCGUCAACUGGAGGAGUUUUGAUGAUGGAUUUCCUAACUUAUUCAUUAACAAUGCACAAGAUAUCAGAGGCCAGCAUGUUUCUUUUCUUGCGUCUUUCGGCUCGCCGGCUGUCAUCUUUGAGCAGCUCUCUGUUAUAUUUGCACUUACAAGGCUCUUUGUUGCUUCAUUCACUUUGGUAUUACCUUUCUUUUCAACUGGAUCCUUUGAAAGAAUGGAACAAGAAGGAGAUGUAGCUACUGCUUUCACCAUGGCAAGAAUCUUGUCAAAUAUUCCAAUAACAAGGGGUGGUCCCACAAACUUAAUCAUAUAUGACAUACAUGCUUUGCAGGAGAGAUUCUACUUUGGGGACAACAUUUUACCUUGUUUCGAAACUGGAAUUCCUCUCUUGAAACGACGUCUUCACCAGCUUACCGAUGCAGAUAACAUCGUAAUCGCCUUUCCAGAUGAUGGAGCUUGGAAACGAUUCCACAAGCAGUUGGAUCACUUUCCGACGGUGGUUUGCGCAAAAGUUCGCGAGGGUGAUAAACGAAUUGUACGCGUUAAAGAAGGUAAUCCCAGUGGUUACCAUGCGGUUAUCGUUGAUGAUCUGGUGCAAUCUGGAGGUACUUUAAUUGAAUGUCAGAAAGUUUUGGCAGCUCAUGGUGCAACCAAGGUCAGUGCAUAUGUCACUCAUGCAGUGUUUCCGAAGAACUCUUGGAAGAAAUUUGUUCACAAAAACGGUGAAAACACAAACGAGGCAUUCGCCUACUUUUGGUUCACUGACUCGUGCUCCCCCACCGUGAAAAACAUUGAAAACAAAGCACCUUUUGAAGUCUUAAGUCUUGCAGGAUCUAUUGCAAACGCGCUUCAAAUAUGACAGGUUAUUUCUGAUGUUACGGGAUAUUUAACUAAUAAACGAGCGGUUUAACUGCUAACUGGUGAUUAUCAUCACCUGUAACUUGAAGUUCCACAGAAAACCUAACAUUCAUAAGUUAUAUGUAUGAAUCAGAAUGACUAUCAAUAAACGAGCGGUUAAUAGCUGAUUAGUGAUUAUCAUGACCUGUAACUUGAAGUUUUUA
Molecule: messenger RNA, 1330 nt
Organism: Helianthus annuus (common sunflower)
Lineage: Eukaryota; Viridiplantae; Streptophyta; Magnoliopsida; Asterales; Asteraceae
Product: ribose-phosphate pyrophosphokinase 4
Exons: 7
Coding region: 169-1128 (319 amino acids)
Biological process (GO): 5-phosphoribose 1-diphosphate biosynthetic process; purine nucleotide biosynthetic process
Cellular component (GO): ribose phosphate diphosphokinase complex; cytoplasm
Molecular function (GO): magnesium ion binding; ribose phosphate diphosphokinase activity
Source: RefSeq, a predicted model, not a curated record